Molecule: messenger RNA, 1742 nt
Organism: Synchiropus splendidus (mandarinfish)
Lineage: Eukaryota; Metazoa; Chordata; Actinopteri; Syngnathiformes; Callionymidae
Product: chromobox protein homolog 8-like
Exons: 5
Coding region: 99-1127 (342 amino acids)
Source: RefSeq, a predicted model, not a curated record
GUAAAAAAUUGCACUGACGUCCAUUCUGCUUGUGAGUAUUAUGGUCUGUCGGGAAUUCAGAGCCUUGCUAACGUUAGCCAAGCUAACGGUGGGUAAACAUGGAGCUCUCUGCUGUCGGGGAGAGGGUGUUCGCGGCCGAGUCGAUCAUCAAACGGCGAAUCAGGAAGGGUCGGGCUGAAUAUCUGGUGAAAUGGAAGGGCUGGUCUCCGAAAUACAGCACCUGGGAGCCAGAGGAGAACAUUCUCGACUCUCGCUUGUUCGUCGCCUUUGAGCAGAGGGAACGGGAGAGGGAACUGCACGGCCCCAAAAAGAGAGGACCCAAACCCAAGACGAUCCUGCUGAAGCAGGCUGAGACAAAAGUUAAACCCCGGUCUUAUGAGUUUAGGAGUGAAACUUUAAGAGGGAUGCACAUCACCUACCCCAACGCUGAGCCAGUGGUCACCCCACGGGCCAGGGAGGGCCUGAGGUCUGUGGUACCAAACAUUUUUCCUCCAGGCACUGUCAACCGUGGAGACAGUGUGUGUGUAAAACCAAUAGAACUGCCCAGAGAGCACAGGCCAGCCUCGCUCUACCAGAGUAACCGCGAAGACCUUGACCACAUACCUAAAAAGAGAGGGCCCAAGCCCAAGCCGCGGUUAGAUGAACCUGGAGACUCUGAGCUGCUCAAUAGGAGACUGGAGGAGCAUCCACACAAACUGAUUAAGCUGCCGAGCGGUCAAGAGAUGAGGCUGCUCAAAGUAAGUCACAGAUACCCCGAGGGUCACAAACACCACCACCAUAAACGCCACAGACACCAUCCAGAGCUGUCUGGCAACUCCCAUAAGCUUCUGUACAUGGACUACAGCCCACAGAUGCACUCUUUCAGGAUGAAAGACUCGUCCAGAUACAUGGCCCCUGCCCAUUUCAAACACCAGAGUCAACCUGUCCAGCUGCAGCGGAUGGAGAAACCGAACUUAUUAGACAAGCCUUCACCAACCCCCUUGGAAGAUGACCUGGAAGAAGUUACAUGGAGGCCAUCACUGGCCAGUGCGGCAGAAAUUCUGGUCACUGACGUUACCAGCAACCUGCUGACUGUCACCAUCAAGGAGAGCAACACUGCAAAAGGCUUUUUCAAAGAGAAGAGAUGAGAUGGGUUCUUUUGUCCAUUACUAUUGUAAACAAAAUUCGUUUUUAUAGUUUGUUAAAAAGAAAAAAAAAACUCUUUGGAAAAUGUUUAUUAUAAAGAUAGACUUCUAUUGAUUUUUUUGGCAAAAUAAAGUCUAUGUCCCAUAGUGCACAUGAUUUAGAACCAUGUUUCUUUUACAGAUACUGCCUGUAAAUUUUCUUAAGAAAAAAAUGUAUUUUUUGUUGUUAUUUUUGCCCACAUCAUCUACUGUCAGAGGUGUAUUUUUGUCACAUCUUGUGCUCGAAACCGGUGUGGAAUUAAUCUGGGAUUACACGUAAUUUGUUCUAGAUUAAAUCAUAUUUAUGAUAAAUUUAUAAUUGCUGAUAAGACUGAAAGUGGCCCUAUUAUAUUUAACAGAAUAUAUUUAAAUGAAAAGUACAGAAGCACUUUGUUUAGGAAACGAUUGAUGUUGAACUGCCCCAGAUUCCAAUGUCAUAGCAUUUCAUAUGUAAAUUGAUAUUUUCCUGUGAUCAAUUUAAUUCAAAUUGUAGGUACGUUUCAGUAUAUUUACCAUUUUUUUUCAUAGCAACUGCGCUUUAUUUUAACAAUUUCGAGUUUCAAUAAAUCUUUUAAUCCA